Messenger RNA from Amphimedon queenslandica, 9718 nucleotides. RefSeq lists its product as uncharacterized. The transcript is spliced from 49 exons. The record is from RefSeq and is a predicted model, not a curated record. Gene Ontology annotation, biological process: cell-matrix adhesion. Gene Ontology annotation, cellular component: membrane. Gene Ontology annotation, molecular function: protein binding; G protein-coupled receptor activity. The coding region runs from base 119 to 9562 and encodes 3147 amino acids. Lineage: Eukaryota; Metazoa; Porifera; Demospongiae; Haplosclerida; Niphatidae.
GUUAUUAAUAUCACAACAAAAAUGUUAGCUGUAAACUAUUUUUAUAUAUCCAUGCUGUAAAUAUUAAAGCUGCAGUGCACUGAAUAAAGCAUUGUGGGUGUGGCUCAAGUUUCAAUCGAUGGGAAAAAGCCCGGCAUUCUGCAAAAUGGAUCAGAGUUAUCCUUAUCUGCUGCUGUUUUUGUUGCUGUCACUUGAAAGCUGUUUUUGUGUCCCUAUAUCAAGUUUCUAUUCAUUUGGAAUUGGAGGAUCUGAAAGUGCUUUUACUAAUAAUGAUGAUUCGUCCACAUCCUUAAGUCUUUCAAAUAGCUUUAUAUUUUAUAACCAAAGUUAUAGUACUGUCUUUAUAAACAACAAUGGUCUUCUUUCAUUUAAUGAGGCAGUUUCAGCAUUCACAUCUCAGCCAUUUCCUUUACCUCAAACACUCAUUGCUCCAUUCUGGGCUGAUGUAGAUACACGCAGUGGAGCUGGAACAGUCUAUUACAGAGAAACUAGUACUAGUGCCAUUGUAAACAAAGUGGCUCGGGAUGUGCUACUAGCAUUUCCAGGGCAGCCUUCAUUUACAGCUACAUCUGUUGUAAUAGUGACAUGGUACAGAGUUGGAUAUUAUAGUAGACAAAGUGACAAACUUAAUACAUUCCAAUGUGUUCUGGCUACUGAUGGGAGCCGUUCCUAUGUCAUAUUCCUUUAUCUUGAUAAUGGUAUAAAUUGGGUGACUGGUGAUGCAAGUGGAGGCAAUGAUGGCUUUGGUGGAACAGAGGCUUAUGUUGGUUUUAAUUCUGGAGGACAAAACUCUACAUAUUUUGCUGUACAAGGCUCAAGGACACCAGCAGUUGUCAAUAUUGAAACUACCAGCAAUGUAGAUGUAGCAGGACUUUGGAUCUUUCAAGUCAAUGAAGCUAAUAUUGUUACUUCUACUGUAACUGUUAACUGCAGUGAACUAAUAGUUGAUUCUGAAGAGCUCUCUGUUUUUUACAACAGCACAACUUACAACAGUACAGCCACAUAUAGUUGUGAAAGUGGCUUCAAUCUAGUUGGAGCUACUAAAAGGACUUGCUUAAAUAGUGGAAAUUGGAGUGGAGAUCCACCAUCUUGUGAAAUAGUCAACUGCAGUGAGCUAAUAGUUGAUUCUGAAGAGCUCUCUGUUUCUUACAACAGCACAACUUACAACAGUACAGCCACAUAUAGUUGUGAAAGUGGCUUCAAUCUAGUUGGAGCUACUAAAAGGACUUGCUUAAAUAGUGGAAAUUGGAGUGGAGAUCCACCAUCUUGUGAAAUAGUCAACUGCAGUGAGCUAAUAGUUGAUUCUGAAGAGCUCUCUGUUUCUUACAACAGCACAACUUACAACAGUACAGCCACAUAUAGUUGUGAAAGUGGCUUCAAUCUAGUUGGAGCUACUAAAAGGACUUGCUUAAAUAGUGGAAAUUGGAGUGGAGAUCCACCAUCUUGUGAAAUAGUCAACUGCAGUGAGCUAAUAGUUGAUUCUGGAGAGCUCUCUGUUUUUUACAACAGCACAAGUUACAACAGUACAGCCACCUAUAGUUGUGAAAGUGGCUUCAAUCUAGCUGGAGUUGCUGAAAGGACCUGCUUAAACAGUGGAAAUUGGAGUGGAGAUCCACCAUCUUGUGAAAUAGUCAACUGCAGUGAGCUAAUAGUUGAUUCUGAAGAGCUCUCUGUUUUUUACAACAGCACAAGUUACAACAGUACAGCCACCUAUAGUUGUGAAAGUGGCUUCAAUCUAGCUGGAGUUGCUGAAAGGACUUGCUUAAGCAGUGGAAAUUGGAGUGGAGAUCCACCAUUUUGCAAAAUAGUCAACUGCAGUGAGCUAAUAGUUGAUUCUGAAGAGCUUUCUGUUUCUUACAACAGCACAAGUUACAACAGUACAGCCACCUAUAGUUGUGAAAGCGGCUUCAAUCUAGCUGGAGUUGCUGAAAGGACUUGCUUAAGCAGUGGAAACUGGAGUGGAGAUCCACCAUUUUGCAAAAUAGUCAACUGCAGUGAGCUAAUAGUUGAUUCUGAAGAGCUCUCUGUUUCUUACAACAGCACAAGUUACAACAGUACAGCCACCUAUAGUUGUGAAAGCGGCUUCAAUCUAGCUGGAGUUGCUGAAAGGACUUGCUUAAGCAGUGGAAACUGGAGUGGAGAUCCACCAUCUUGCGAAAUAGUCAACUGCAGUGAGCUAAUAGUUGAUUCUGAAGAGCUUUCUGUUUCUUACAACAGCACAAGUUACAACAGUACAGCCACCUAUAGUUGUGAAAGCGGCUUCAAUCUAGCUGGAGUUGCUGAAAGGACUUGCUUAAGCAGUGGAAACUGGAGUGGAGAUCCACCAUCUUGCGAAAUAGUCAACUGCAGUGAGCUAAUAGUUGAUUCUGAAGAGCUCUCUGUUUUUUACAACAGCACAAGUUACAACAGUACAGCCACCUAUAGUUGUGAAAGUGGCUUCAAUCUAGCUGGAGUUGCUGAAAGGACUUGCUUAAGCAGUGGAAAUUGGAGUGGAGAUCCACCAUUUUGCAAAAUAGUCAACUGCAGUGAGCUAAUAGUUGAUUCUGAAGAGCUUUCUGUUUCUUACAACAGCACAAGUUACAACAGUACAGCCACCUAUAGUUGUGAAAGCGGCUUCAAUCUAGCUGGAGUUGCUGAAAGGACUUGCUUAAGCAGUGGAAAUUGGAGUCGAGACCCACCAUACUGUCAGAUUGUUAAUUGCAGUGAACUAAUAGUUGAGACUAAUGCAUUUGGAGGACUCUCUGUUUCUUAUUCAUCAAACUCUAGAUCAUACAAUAGUACAGCUACUUAUAGCUGUGACGAUGGCUACAGUUUAACUGGAACUUUCAUUAGGACCUGCUUAAGCAGUGGAAAUUGGAGUGGAGAUCCACCAUCUUGCGAAAUAGUCCACUGCAGUGAGCUAAUAGUUGACUCUGAGGAGCUCACUGUUUCUUACAACAGCACAAGUUACAACAGUACAGCCACCUAUAGUUGUGAAAGUGGCUUCAAUCUAGCUGGAGUUGCUGAAAGGACUUGCUUAAGCAGUGGAAACUGGAGUGGAGAUCCACCGUCUUGCGAAAUAGUCAACUGCAGUGAGCUAAUAGUUGAUUCUGAAGAGCUCUCUGUUUUUUACAACAGCACAAGUUACAACAGUACAGCCACCUAUAGUUGUGAAAGUGGCUUCAAUCUAGCUGGAGUUGCUGAAAGGACCUGCUUAAGCAGUGGAAAUUGGAGUGGAGAUCCACCAUUUUGCAAAAUAGUCAACUGCAAUGAGCUAAUAGUUGAUUCUGAAGAGCUCUCUGUUUCUUACAACAGCACAAGUUACAACAGUACAGCCACCUAUAGUUGUGAAAGUGGCUUCAAUCUAGUUGGAUUUGCUGAAAGGACCUGCUUAAGCAGUGGAAAUUGGAGUCGAGACCCACCAUACUGUCAGAUUGUUAAUUGCAGUGAACUAAUAGUUGAGUCUAAUGCAUUUGGAAGACUCUCUGUUUCUUAUUCAUCAAACUCUAGAUCAUACAAUAGUACAGCUACAUAUAGCUGUGAAGAUGGCUACAGUUUAACUGGAGUUUCCAUCAGGACUUGCUUAAGCAGUGGGAAUUGGAGUGGAGAUCCACCAUCUUGUGAAAUAGUCCACUGCAGUGAGCUAAUAGUUGAUUCUGAAGAGCUCUCUGUUUCUUACAACAGCACAAGUUACAACAGUACAGCCACCUAUAGUUGUGAAAGUGGCUUCAAUCUAGCUGGAGUGGCUGAAAGGACCUGCUUAAGCAGUGGAAAUUGGAGUGAAGACCCACCAUACUGUCAGAUUGUUAAUUGCAGUGAACUAAUAGUUGAGACUAAUGCAUUUGGAGGACUCUCUGUUUCUUAUUCAUCAAACUCUAGAUCAUACAAUAGUACAGCUACUUAUAGCUGUGAAGAUGGCUACAGUUUAACUGGAAUUUUCAUUAGGACCUGCUUAAGCAGUGGAAAUUGGAGUGGAGAUCCACCAUCUUGCGAAAUAGUCCACUGCAGUGAGCUAAUAGUUGACUCUGAAGAGCUCUCUGUUUCUUACAACAGCACAAGUUACAACAGUACAGCCACCUAUAGUUGUGAAAGUGGCUUCAAUCUAGCUGGAGUGGCUGAAAGGACCUGCUUAAGCAGUGGAAAUUGGAGUGGAGACCCACCAUACUGUCAGAUUGUUAAUUGCAGUGAACUAAUGGUUGAAUCAAAUGCAUUUGGAGGACUUUCUGUUUCUUUUUCCUCAAACUCUAGAUCUUACAAUAGUACAGCUACUUACAGCUGUGAAGAUGGCUACAGUUUAAUUGGAGUUUCCGUCAGGACUUGCUUAAGCAGUGGAAAUUGGAGUGGAGAUCCACCAUUUUGCAAAAUAGUCAACUGCAGUAAGCUAAUUGUUGAUUCUGAAGAGCUCUCUGUUUUUUACAACAGCACAAGUUACAACAGUACAGCCACAUAUAGUUGUGUAAGUGGCUUCAAUCUAGCUGGAGUUGCUGAAAGGACUUGCUUAAGCAGUGGAAACUGGAGUGGAGAUCCACCAUCUUGCGAAAUAGUCAACUGCAGUGAGCUAAUAGUUGAUUCUGAAGAGCUCUCUGUUUCUUACAACAGCACAAGUUACAACAGUACAGCCACCUAUAGUUGUGAAAGUGGCUUCAAUCUAGUUGGAGUUGCUGAAAAGACCUGCUUAAGCAGUGGAAAUUGGAGUGGAGAUCCACCAUACUGUCAGAUUGUUAAUUGCAGUGAACUAAUAGUUGAGUCGAAUGCAUUUGGAGGACUCUCUGUUUCUUAUUCCUCAAACUCUAGAUCAUACAAUAGUACAGCUAUUUAUAGCUGUGAAAAAGGCUUCAGUUUAACUGGAGUUUCCAUCAGGACCUGCUUAAGCAGUGGAAAUUGGAGUGGAGAUCCACCAUUUUGCAAAAUAGUUAACUGCAGUGAGCUAAUGGUUGAGUCAAACGCAUAUGGAGGACUUUCUGUUUCAUUGAGCAGCUCAAAUUUUAACAGUACAGCUACUUAUAGCUGUACAUAUGAAGGAUAUGUACUGGUUGGUAAUGGAGUAAGAACAUGUCAAGCUAAUGGAAAUUGGUCAGAAGCUGAACCAAAUUGCGAAAUUACUGCAAUAAAUCUUAAUGGAGCAUCAAAUGAAUCAAGUAUAAUAAUAAGUUGGGAUUUACCUUGUCAAUUAAGGAAUAUGACAAAAGAUCGCAUGGUCAACAACUAUACUGUUAUGGUGACUGAUAUAGCUACUGGUGAAUAUUUUAUAAUUAUUGCUACCAAGAUACCAGUUGUUUUGAGCAAUUUAAGUUUAAACACUAAUUAUUCUAUCAGGAUAGCAGUGUUUACAAAUAAACUGGGCCCAUUUUCAGACUAUCCUCUGUACAUUUCAACACAUCUCACAGCACCAACUCACCCAGCUUUUGAUUUGAACAUAAACUCAUCAUCUCCAACCUCUUUCAUGAUAUCUUGGACUCCUCCUAUGCUGGAUUACUUGAAUGGUCCUAACAUCACAUAUGUUAUACUAGUUACAUCAGCAAACAGUUCUUUUAAUUACACCAGCAAUACUAAUUAUGCAAUCAUUGCUGGACUCCAGCCAUUUACUACAUACUGGUGUAGAGUAGCAGUUAGAAACAAUGCUGGAAUGGGUCCAUAUUCACUAAGCAUUGAGAUCAAAACACUAGAAGAUGUACCUUCAAGUGCUCCUGUCAAUGUUAUUUUCAUCUUUAUUAAUGCCAGGACACUUCUUGUACAGUGGGGCUUAAUCCCAUUGUCAAAUCGUAAUGGUAUUAUCAUGUAUUAUGAAAUUUUAGUCAUUGUCGGGGAAAAAACUUAUAUUUAUAAGACAUCUGAGAGGAACAUUACAAUUGAAAAUCUCCAACCAUCAUAUACUUAUAAUAUCUCUGUUGCUGCCUUUACUAAUGGUAGAGGUCCUUUCAGUGAACCUAUUAGCAUUACCAUGCCUGAUGAUGUGCCAAGUGGAAGGCCUCAGUCACUAAGUCUUGCAUCAGCAGGAGCUACUAGUCUUAGCAUUAGUUGGAAUCCUCCAGAUGAGGAAGACAGAAAUGGAAAUAUCAAUGAGUAUAUUGUUAAUGUUACUAAUACAGACACGCUAGUUACAACUCAGUUUACUACUGCUAAUAAUGACUUCAGUAUUGUUGACUUGAAUCCAGAUACAACGUACAGUCUGAGUGUUGCUGCCAGAAAUGCUAAUGGAACUGGUCCUUUCACUCAAUCACUACUGACAAAAACUGGUCAAUCAGCUCCCAGUCAACCUCGCCAUUUGAAAGCUACUGCCAUCGGUUCAUCAAGUAUACUGUUAGCUUGGGAGUCCCCUUCUAAUCCUAAUGGUGAUAUUACAGCAUAUUAUAUUAAUAUAACUGAUGAAUCAACCAGCACUGUUGUAAUGCAAGAAACUAGUAAUAUCACAUAUGUCAUUAUUACUGAUCUCAGCCCAAACAAUACUUAUCGUUGUCAUGUGGCAGCUGCUACAACUUAUAUUGGUCAAGUCUCUGAAUAUGUUUUUGUUAACACAGAGGAAGAUGUUCCCACAGCUGCACCAUUAUCAGUCUUGCCUAUAGCGAUUGAUUCAACAAUGAUAUCUAUCUCAUGGUCACCUCCAAAUAUAAAUACAACUAAUGGUGUCAUUCGUUAUUAUAAAGUCUCCAUUAUUAAUAUUGCAACUGGAUCAGAGCAAACCCUUACUACAGCCAAUUCUCACCUUACAAUACUCAUGCUGACCCCAUUUACUGCAUACAGUGUGAGGGUAGCUGCUUUUACUAUUGGCACUGGGCCAUAUAGUAGACCAAUUAAUGUUACAACAGCCGAAGAUAUCCCAAGUGAUGCACCGAAAAACUUUGAUGCCACCACCAAUGGGUCCAAUUUCCUCAUUUUGAAAUGGUUCCCUCCUAACACUCCUAAUGGAAUAAUCAAAUAUUACCAGAUAACAUUAUUGGAUCAGACCAACAGCACUGUAUUUCAUUUCAAUACUACAGAGUUUGAGUUUACUAUCAAUAAUUUGCUGUAUUUCACUAAAUACACAUGUUAUGUGUCUGCAUUUACAGUUGCUGCUGGGCCUGCUGCUAUGUUGACUAUUAUGACACAAGAAAGUGCGCCAAGCAGCCCUCCAACCAGUAUAAUGCUGAAAAGUGUCAAUUAUACCUCAAUAAAUGUGUCAUGGAGUCCUCCGGCUGUGCCUAAUGGAUUAAUUCACAUGUACAUCAUUAGAAUCAGUAAUGGUCUGUUAGUGAUUGAUUAUAAUUCAACUGAAGAGUACAUGCUUAUCACUGGAUUGAUGCCUAAUCAAAAUUACUCUGUAUCUUUAGCAGCAGUUACCAUUGAUAUAGGACCAUUCUCAACUAAUCUGGUUAUUACACUCCAAGAAAAAGUUGCUACUGAUCCUCCUACUGGUUUAUGCAAUGAGUUAAAUGGUAGCAAUUUAACUUUGCACUGGCUGCCACCUCCUGAUGGCUCAGUUGACGGAAUUAUCAGUGGGUAUAGAAUCAAUUGCACUGGAGAAAAUGGGCACUUUAUAUCGAAGACAGUAUCAAUGACAAGAGUUUCUGUUGAUCUUGAAAAGGGCACAUAUUACACUUGUAUGGUGUGUAUUUUGACGUCUGCUGGCUGUGGCCCUGCAGCAGUUAACUACAUCAAUACAUAUUCUGGAUUUCCUGUUGGGCCUCCUCAAUCAUUGAGUGUCAAUACUACAGACCUAUCAAUACUGAUAGACUGGGAGGCUCCAUCUGAUCCAUUGAACAUCAUAACAUCAUAUGCUAUCACAUAUCAGUUACUUGAUACUCCAGUGUCUCUGGCAGUGCCUCGUCCUGUAGCAACAGUGUCUGGUAUAACGGAUACAAUGUAUUUAUUGGAAUUAGUUUUAUCAGCAUCUUCGUACAACAUAACAGUUUAUGCUAAUACUUCUAAUGGGACUGGAAUAGAGAGUGAGCCAAUAGCCAUAACAACGGAGAAAUCAGGUACUCUUUUAAAUUUUAUGUGUUCCGCUGCCAGCUCUACAGACAUUAAUUGUUCAUGGGAAAAUUUAUCAAAUGAUGACUAUCAGCUUCAUUACUCCAUCCUCCCCAGUUUCAACUAUUACACAAACAAUGAAGGUACUAUCAAUGAGGGACGUAUUCAUGACUUGAAGCCAUAUGUUGGAUAUGUAAUUUCACUCCAAUUGUCUAAUACCAAUCUAGUGAACACCGUUGUUUUAACACAACCUGAAAUUCCCACUGCUUCUGUUGAAGAUAUAUCAUUCAAUGUAUUAUCUCCAGAUUCUUUUACUUUAUCAUGGAAACUACCUCCUAAAAAUGAGUGGAAAGGAAUAAUUGAAAAUUUUAUAAUUAAAGCGGUACCUAUAAAAUCAAUAGGAGAAAAUGCAGAGAUUAACAUUACAUCACUCAGGCCAAAAGAUGUUGAAAUUACUGUAGCCCCUCGUGCUAAUAAUCCUGAUCCAAGCUUAGCAAUGGAGCCAUUUGCAAGAGAAGAAGUGAUAGUUAGUAAUCUGGAGCCUGAUUUUGAAUACUCUUUGACAAUAUCUAUUGAUAAUGCUGCUGGGAGGGGUCCAUCUUCAUCUCCACUUAACAUAAGCAUGCCUGAAGCAGCUCCUAGCGGUCGUCCACUUAACCUAGUGCUUUCAAAUGUUCAACAAACAUCAUUCACUGCCACUUGGUUGCCACCAAAUUUAAUAGAAAGGAAUGGAAGAAUAAUUAGUUACAUGGUGCAAGUGACUAGAUUCAAUCUACUUCAAACAAGAUCAUUUGAAACACAGGACACCCGCAUAUUUUUACAAGGUUAUUAUCCAUAUGAACAUAUCAUGAUAAAGGUAGCUGCUAGAACAUCAGUUGGACUGGGACCAUAUUCUUCUGUACUUGCCUUUAAUACAAAUGAAAAUGUUCCAAGUGUACCAGUAUCAUUCAGUGGAACUGUUAUUGGCAGUGAUCAAGUCAUAUUGAGCUGGGAUAUGCCUCAAACCACUGAUGGUGUCAUAUCUCAAUAUCAAGUUAUAUACUCUGGAUACACAAUAGCUUCUAAUAUACCAGCUAUUGGACCAAUACAAAUAAAUGUGCCCGUGAACCACCUUCAGUUGUUUCGUCUAAGAAACGGAUUGGUUUAUCACUUUUCAGUGAGGGCUGAGAAUACUGCAGGAUAUGGUCCCAAUGCUACCACUAUAAUAGUACUGGAUGAUAAUAUUGGUGAACUAGUUGGUGCAACUAGAGAUGUAUCUGGAGUUGAUGGUAGAAUGAUAGCUGUGUCUGUUCUAGCAGGACUGUUUGGUUUACUUUUGUGUCUGUUUUUAAGUAUUGGAUUGAUAUGCUGCUUGUGUGCAAGGAUGAGGCAGAAAAAGAGAGAAAAUAAUAAGAUGCACAUAAAUGGUAACACUGAAAUAAAAGAAAUAUCAUUUGCUAAUAUAAAAGAUGCAUCUCAGAAUGAAGCUGGCUCUCGGCAGACAAACAUGUCAAGUAGUGAUAAUCAACAUGUUUAUGAUGAGCCAAAUAUAAAAUUAACUACAUCGACUGUGGCUGCUAGUAAUGAUUAUGAUACUGUAACUAGCCCAACUGUGAAGCGUAUCUCACCUGAAGAUACAAGGGAGGUCAAUUUGUGACAAGUUUUUUGAUAUAAAACAUUGCUAAUUAUAUUUUUGUGUGCAAAUAUAUAUAUUUUUAAAUUGUGCUGCUAGUUUAGUAGUAGAUUUAUAGAUCUACUAGUUUUGCAAGAUGUUUUUUUUUCAUUUUUGUUGUACAAAUAUCUCAACUACUCA